GAUUUUUCAGUGUCGAACAUCAGGUGUUCUUAUCACUUAUCAGUCACAUAGUGGUCGAGUGCAAUCCUUUUCGGCACUGUCAAAAAAUGAGAAAUCACCGAUUCGAAAGGAUAGGCCAGACAAAAAAUUUCUGAUGCUGGAAAUUAAAUCAUUAAGUCAAGUUGAUUAACAACAGGGAAAGUGAUUAAUUAUAGGGGACUUAUGAAAGAAGUGUCCUGGUGCCCUUGAUGGUUUUGGAUUGCGUCCUUGCUGAGUUCGUCAAAGAUGAUUUGCAAAAUGUAGGAAAUGAUUUGAGGUUAGGAAAGUUUCUCAAGUUAGGUCUCCCAGAUGAUUCGUAUAAAGAGGACUUUUUCAACAGAAAAGAUCAUAAUAUUGCAAAAACCGAAAACGAAAGCGAAGAAGAUUUAGGUCUUCCAUUGACUCCUGACGACUUUACUGCUGGACAGAUCUUAAAAGAUGAAGAUUUCGCCCCCAAAUUAAAUUCUGAUCCAAUCCAUACAUCCGGGCAUUUCGAAGGAGACAUCAAGGAUCCUAAACUCAUACAAGGUCGAAAUGCUAUUCGGGACAAUCGGAUGAAAUGGCCCCGGGGUGAAAUUCCUUACAUUAUUUCUGGUGUAUUUGGCCCAAAGGAACGAAGCAUAAUAGCCAGAGCUAUCGACGAAUACCACAGGCAAACAUGCAUUCGCUUUCUUCCCCGAACCAAUGAAGAAGAUUUUGUUCUUAUUACAAGAAAACAAGGGUGUUUCUCAAUGAUUGGACGUGAUGGCGGGAGACAGAUGUUGUCGUUGGGUGAAGGUUGCAUGUUCGUGGGCAUCGUCAUACAUGAAUUCAUGCACGCAGUUGGAUUUUGGCACGAACAGAGCCGAGCAGACAGAGAUAACUACGUGCAAAUUCUGUGGGAGAACAUUCAACAAGGACAGACACACAAUUUUGCAAAAUACACUGAUGGCAGACUUCAUCAUCUGGGAGAAGAUUACGAUUACGAUUCCAUCAUGCACUACGGAUCUUACGACUUCACAAAAUAUCGUAACAGGCCAACUAUCCUGCCGAAGAACAGAGACAUUUUCAUUGGACAGCGUUCUGGAUUUAGUCGCACGGAUCUUAGAAAGAUAAAUAAAUUGUACCAGUGCUCUUCACAACACAAAAUUUCAGAGGAAUGCACAGACACAGACAGUCAGUGCAGAGGAUGGGCAGAAAAUGGAGAAUGCAAGAGGAAUCCAAAAUGGAUGGUGACCAACUGUCGCAAGUCCUGCAAUCAAUGCAGAUUGAAGCGACAUCUGUCUGAGAAAAAUGAAACAGUGGCGUUAUGAACCAUAGAAUCUUUUUUUACGAAGCAUAUGAUACCAAAAAAUUUGUGAUGUACAAGAACAACAUUUUACAAUUUUUGAUACUUUUUUUUUAUUUAUAAAAUAAAUGAAUUAAAAUACA
This is a messenger RNA of Parasteatoda tepidariorum (common house spider), 1428 nucleotides long. Its product is annotated as hatching enzyme 1.2. NCBI's taxonomy places the organism in Eukaryota, Metazoa, Arthropoda, Arachnida, Araneae, Theridiidae. The record is from RefSeq and is a predicted model, not a curated record. Gene Ontology annotation, biological process: proteolysis. Gene Ontology annotation, molecular function: metalloendopeptidase activity; zinc ion binding.